AUGUGGUCCCACGAUUACUGCACCGUCUGCGAUAAGCAAUGCCCUCCCGGCACUAUGUACUGCUCAGAUGUCUGCCGGGUUAGAGAACUGAAUAAAUCUUGCGAAGUCUCUUCUUCUUCCGAUUCAGUUUACUCUUCUCUCUACACAACAACCCGUCAUCACAGCUUGAGUUCACCACUGCCUGCUUGUGAAGGCAUCAACUGCACUUCAACUACUUGCGUUUGCUCAGCACCUUCUAGUCCUUUGGCUAUCCCCCACAGCCACCACCACUCUUCCAGAUGCUCUUCUUCAGAUGCAGAUUACUUUUUCGGCGGCUCUCAAUCGCUAUUCUACAAUAGCUCGAAUUGCUCCUCUUCCUCUUCUCCCUGCACUCCUGAGCUGAGCCCAGCACUCACAAUCUCUUCAGCCUCACCUUUAUCUAUCCAGAGCAGCGAGUAUCUUUAUGCCGGUGCCCCACGACAUGCUAUGGUGCCUUCUAAUGCUAAGAAUGACACCACCCAGCUGUCGCCACCACCUUCGCCGCUCAUGAUUCCUUCAUCUUACUACUACAAGUCUUCCACAGCUUCCAAUGGCAACGAGAAGACCAGUCCUUACAAGUUGAGUGAACGGGGUCAUUCUACUGCAAGUGAAUACACAAAUACAUCGAGCAAUUACAGACGAUGGCUCUCAGCUGUUUAA
Molecule: messenger RNA, 678 nt
Organism: Magnusiomyces paraingens
Lineage: Eukaryota; Fungi; Ascomycota; Dipodascomycetes; Dipodascales; Dipodascaceae
Exons: 1
Coding region: 1-678 (225 amino acids)
Source: RefSeq, a predicted model, not a curated record